GGGCUGAAUGGCGCUCGCGCUCGCCCGUUGGUUUUGCCGCCGGGCCGCGCGCGCUCGGGCGCCGCCGGGCCUCGCGCCCUGCCGGUGGGCGGCGGACAAGCUCGGAUACACGGCGGUGGAGCCGGGGAAGCCGGAGGAGAUGGUGUUCGUGGAGUACGCGGCCGGACCGGAGGAGCAGGAGGUGGCGGCCCAACAGCAGGCGCUCAUUGACCGGGCGGCACCGGCGGCGAGUCCUCAGACCACCGCCUCGCUCGGGGCGCUGCGCCGCCAACUGCUCGCCUUAGAGGCGCUGAAGCCGGCGCGGAGAGGAGUAGAGGCCACCAAGCCCGCAUGGAGUGUCGAACCACUGGUGACCGAUCCGGGCUUCCCGCCGCCCGAACUCCCGUCCAGGAAGAAGCGGCGGCAACGGCAGCAGGCCGAGGAGGCGGCGGCGGCCCCGGCCCCACGUGGGGAGCACCGGUUGUACGGCACCGCCGAUCCGCUGGAGCCGGCGAGCGACUGCCCGUGCUCUGGCUGCGGCGCCCUGUUGCACUGCACCGACCCCUCGCUGGCCGGCUACUUGCCGAGCGAGAAGUACAAGGAGGUGAUGGGGGUCGGACCCGCGGCGCUGCGGCGCGCCGUGUGCCAGCGCUGCUUCCUCCUCGUCCACCACCAGAAGGCCCUGGAGGUGCAGGUGCCGCUGGCCGAGUACCAGCGCCUGGUAGGGAGCAUCGCCCGGCACAAAGCCUUGGUGCUUUACAUGCUCGACCUGCUUGACCUGAGCGGCUGCAGCGGACUGAUCCCCGGUUUGGUGCCCCUGUUGGGUAAGCGUAACACCGUGCUGGUGUUGGCCAACAAGAUCGACCUGAUCCCCGCCGACAACCCCCGCUACCUACAGCGACUCCGGUGCCAGGUGCUAGAGCUGUGCAGCCAAGCCGGCCUGUGGACCGCGCCCCAGAGCAAAGGAGACGUGCACCUCAUCAGCGCCAAGACCGGCUACGGCAUCGAGACAUUAAUUUCCCGUCUGCAGAGUUCCUGGAGCUACCAGGGCGACGUCUACCUAAUCGGCGCCACCAACGUGGGCAAAUCCACUCUCUUCAACACCCUUCUCCAGUCGGAUUACUGCAAAUCCAAAGCUCCUGAUGUCAUCCAGAGAGCAACAGUGUCCCGCUGGCCGGGAACUACGUUGAACCUUCUCAAGUUUCCAAUUAUAAACCCCACACCACAUAGAAUGUUUCGACGGUUAGAGAGACUGAAAGCUGCUAAGUCACAGACUGAAGAUGACCUUGGUGAAGAAGAGUUGAAAAACUUUCAGCAAUUGAAGAAACAUGCCUACUUGAUUGGUAGGGUUGGCAGAACAUUUCGUAAUACUCGAGUGAGUGAACAGUGUAACAAUGGGAUAAUCAAAUGGGAUCCAGAUGAACUUGCCCUGAGUCCAGAACCUGAAGAUGGUAAACAAGAAAAUGUCUCAAACUCCCAAGACCUGGUGGAAUUCACAUACAAUGAACUGAAAGAUGCUCGUUGGUUUUAUGAUACUCCUGGCAUCAUAAAGCAAGACUGUAUUUUAAAUCUACUUACAAAUCAAGAGUUGAAGGUUGUGAUGCCAUCAUCUGGUAUUGUCCCUCGAACGUAUGUACUGAAGCCAGGAAUGGUGCUCUUUCUAGGUGCCCUUGGUCGUAUUGACUUUCUGAAGGGUGAAGAGUCAGCCUGGUUUUCAGUUGUUGCUUCCAACAAGAUUCCAGUUCACAUUACGAGCCUUGAAAAAGCAGAUUCAGUCUACCAAAAACAUGCUGGAAAACUACUACUUGGGGUUCCUAUUGGUGGUGAGGAGAGAAUGAAAAACUUCCCCCCUCUGGUUUCUCAGGACAUUGAAUUGGAUGGAAUUGGAACCCUUGAGGCUGUCGCUGACAUUAAGUUUUCUUCAGCAGGCUGGGUUGCAGUGACUGCUCAUCCAAAGGAUAAAAUUCACCUUCGAGCCUACAUUCCUGCUGGAAUUGGCUUAAUGGUUGAGAAGCCACCACUCCUGCCAUUUAUUGUUGAUGUUAAAGGAAAACGAAUAAGAAAAAGCUCAGCCUAUAAACUUAAAAAGCCAUUGCCAUUUGUUCAGAACUUUGCAGCCCGCUAGAGAAAUGGAAAUGUGACAUAUUUAUAAAAGUGACUGUCAUAGAAUUCAAAACAAUAUUGACAGCCAAAGACUGAACUAUUCUUUGAUCACUCUCAAUGUGCAAGUUACAUUGUUUUGUUGUGAUUUUGAAAGGAAGCUAGUUACUUUAUCAUCAAUGUCUGUGCUUCUAAUGUUGGAGCUGUGUACUUUUGACAGUAUUGAAAAUAAAUGAAUGUACAAAUCAUGAUAACCUGCUAAUCAAAACAGAUAAUGGAGUGAAGCAGUAUUCUUCAGAUAUUUAAAUGUAGAGACUCUGACCAUUAGUUGUGCAGAAAUUCAAUCCUCCAGUAUAGUCCCAAACUUCUGCAAAGCUGAUUGGACCUCUUGGACUGUGGGAACAUCCUCUGAUGCUCUUGCACUUUAACUAUACUUUGCUACUCUAAUGGUUCAUUUGCUGUAUUUGCACUGCUGCAGAAGAUGACUGUCAUGCAGCAGUGGGAGACACAGGUGAAUAAUAGCCUCUUGGUUUAAGCAGAAUGUGUUAUCUACAGUACAUAACAACCAAUGAGAUUGUUUUAUGAUCUCUAUAAUGACCUUUUCUUUUAAAAGUAACCUGAAGUGAAAUGGCUACUUUGUGCCAAGUUUUAUUACAUUUUUAGUAAGGCAGCAUCUGUGUAAAAAGGAAACAGAGUUAACAUUUCAGGUCAUUGACACCUGAAGAAGGGUCCUUGACCUGAAAAGUCUGUUUCUCUUUCCUAAGACGCUGUCUACCCUGUUUCCUGCAUUUUCUGUUUUUGUUUCAGAUUUCCAGCAUCAGUUGUCUUGAUUUUCCACUAAAGCUUACUGUAAGCUAUGCUCAAAGCAGAAAUCUCCCUCAAUUCAUAUCUAAUACUUAAAACAUUAAAAUGGGGAGAAAUAUACCAGCAACGUAGAGAGUGAUCAUGUCUGUUAAUGGCAUAGGAAUAUUUCAAUGUUUGACACACAUUUUUCCAAUAGAUUUACCCAUCUCUUAAAAGUAUUGACUAAGGAAAUGGGGUUAAGGUCAAUCGUCUGUCUUAACAAGCUAAUCAAUCACAGAAGUCUAAUUGUUGAGGCUAGUUUUUUCUUUUAAAAUUGGAAAUAUACUGUUCAAGUAAAUCAAAUCUCAUUACAAAGAAAGUAACUAAUAUAAAUUUAAUUUGUGUCUUGGAAAAAUGAAUUAAACAUGCGGUCUAAGUUCUGCCAGUCUGGCAUGGCCAGAGUAUCAAAGGUGCACAAUUAUUUUUUUUACUGUAUUUGUAUGGUGGCACAGUAGUUGAAGUACUAGACUUGUAAUCCAGAGACAUGGAUUCCAUAACAGCUCUGGAGUUUACACUUCCACAUUACUUACACUGAAUUUAAAAAGAAAAUGCAGUCUGUGAUGAUGACCAUGAAAAUACUAGAAUGUUGUUUAAAAGGCCCAUCUGGUUUACUGAUGUCCUUCAGAAGGAAGAAAGUGCUGUUCUCUGCCAUCUAACCAAUAUGUGAUUCCAGGCCCACAGCUACCCCCUGAAGUGACCCAGCAAACCACUCAGUUCUAAUGGAAGUGCUGUGGUUCAAGGUGACAACUAAUCUGCACCUUUGUAGGACAACACCAACAUCCUGAAAAUUGAAUAAAAUCCUGUCUGGUUACUGAAUUUUAUAAUUGGCUCAAAUUUUAAACUUCAAAUUGAGCAGCAUGUUAGGUCACUUUUUCUUUUAAAAAAAGUAGCAUUUUUCUGCCUUCCUUGCCAUAUGGAAUUUGCACUGCCAAUCUCCUUUACUGACUUUGUUCACCUCCACCUCACUGAGGUGUUGUUAUAAGAUCCUCAGCAAUGAAGCUGUGAGGUCUCCAUAUCUUUCCCUGAUCCUAUUUCUUUUCCUCCUCACAGAAAGAGGGAAAGUUUACCUUUUAAAACUUGUACAUAUCCUAAAUUCUCCAACAUUGUUAUAAAGAGUAUUUAACAGUAAGGAAUUAAGCAAGUUUGAGACAUUGAAUGUUUUACUUUUUGAAAAAGUAGAAAUUGAAGGGGAUAAAGACAUGCCCCAAUGUGUUGAUUACUCCACAAGGUGCACUACUAGCAUUAUUUAGCCAGGUGCUUAAGUGGUGGGAGAGGUGGGGAAGGGAAAGGAAGGAACAGAAGGAACACAUCCUUUUCACAUUUGCUUGGACUAUUCUUUUUUGACAAAUCUGUUAUUCAAAACUGGUGCCAAGGGACGUGGAUGCAUCUGCUUUCAUUUUUCUCUUACAAUUUUCUGCUUAUUCCAUUUUGUAUUUACAAAGUUAAAACGUGAACAAAUCAAGCAAAUUUCCAAUAAUUUUUGUACUCUACGUUCACUGCAGAGUACAGGUGUUUAGUACAAAAUACAAUAGUACUGUAAA
This is a messenger RNA of Pristis pectinata (smalltooth sawfish), 4463 nucleotides long. RefSeq names its product nitric oxide-associated protein 1-like. Lineage: Eukaryota; Metazoa; Chordata; Chondrichthyes; Rhinopristiformes; Pristidae. Gene Ontology annotation, molecular function: GTP binding. The transcript has 7 exons. The record is from RefSeq and is a predicted model, not a curated record. Bases 8 to 2104 code for a protein of 698 amino acids.